Galeopterus variegatus (Sunda flying lemur) is the source of this 2361-nucleotide messenger RNA. It is a transcript of the gene BRD7, whose product is annotated as bromodomain containing 7. Gene Ontology annotation, biological process: regulation of transcription by RNA polymerase II. NCBI's taxonomy places the organism in Eukaryota, Metazoa, Chordata, Mammalia, Dermoptera, Cynocephalidae. The transcript is spliced from 17 exons. Gene Ontology annotation, cellular component: nucleus. The coding region runs from base 43 to 1887 and encodes 614 amino acids. The record is from RefSeq and is a predicted model, not a curated record.
CUGGGCCUGGCGCGGGGGGUGGGCACCGGGGCCCGGUCGGACAUGGGCAAGAAGCACAAGAAGCACAAGUCGGACAAACACCUCUACGAAGAAUAUGUAGAGAAGCCCUUGAAGCUGGUCCUCAAAGUGGGAGGGAACGAAGUCACCGAGCUCUCCACGGGCAGCUCGGGACAUGACUCCAGCCUCUUCGAAGACAAAAACGAUCAUGACAAGCACAAGGACAGAAAGCGGAAAAAGAGAAAGAAAGGAGAGAAGCAGGUUCCAGGGGAAGAGAAGGGGAGAAAACGGAGAAGAGUAAAGGAGGAUAAAAAGAAGCGAGAUCGAGACCGUGUGGAGAAUGAGGCAGAAAAAGACCUCCAGUGUCAUGCCCCUGUACAGUUAGAGUUACCUCCUGAGAAGCCUCUCACAAGCUCUUUAGCCAAACAAGAAGAAGUAGAACAAACACCUCUUCAAGAAGCUUUGAAUCAAUUGAUGAGACAGUUGCAGAGGAAAGACCCAAGUGCUUUCUUUUCAUUUCCUGUGACUGACUUUAUUGCUCCCGGCUACUCCAUGAUCAUUAAACACCCAAUGGAUUUUAGCACCAUGAAAGAAAAGAUCAAGAACAAUGACUACCAGUCCAUAGAAGAAUUGAAGGAUAACUUCAAACUAAUGUGUACUAAUGCCAUGAUUUACAACAAACCAGAGACCAUUUAUUAUAAAGCUGCAAAGAAGUUAUUGCACUCUGGGAUGAAAAUUCUUAGCCAGGAAAGAAUUCAGAGCCUAAAGCAGAGCAUAGACUUCAUGGCAGACUUGCAACGAACUCGGAAGCAGAAAGAUAAAACAGACACCUCACAGAGUGGGGAGGACAGCGGCUGCUGGCCAAGGGAGAGAGAAGACUCUGGAGAUGCUGAAGCACAAGCCUUCAAAAGUCCCAAUAAGGAAAAUAAAAAGAAAGACAAAGAUAUGCUUGAAGAUAAAUUUAAAAGCAAUAAUUUAGAAAGAGAGCAGGAGCAGAUUGACCGCAUCGUUAAGGAAUCUGGAGGAAAGCUAACUAGGCGGCUUGUUAAUAGUCAGUGCGAAUUUGAAAGAAGAAAACCGGACGGAACAACAACGUUGGGACUUCUCCAUCCUGUGGAUCCCAUUAUUGGCGAACCAGGCUAUUGCCCUGUAAGACUGGGAAUGACAACUGGAAGACUUCAGUCUGGAGUGAAUACUUUGCAGGGAUUCAAAGAGGAUAAAAGGAACAAAGUAACUCCAGUGUUAUACUUGAAUUAUGGACCCUACAGUUCUUAUGCACCACAUUAUGACUCCACGUUUGCAAAUAUCAGCAAGGAUGAUUCUGAUUUAAUCUAUUCAACCUAUGGGGAAGACUCUGAUCUUCCGAGUGAUUUCAGUAUCCAUGAAUUUUUGGCCACAUGCCAAGAUUAUCCAUAUGUUAUGGCAGACAGUUUAUUGGAUGUUUUAACAAAAGGAGGGCAUUCUAGGACCCUACAAGAGUUGGAAAUGUCAUCACCUGAAGACGAAAGCCAGACUAGGACACUUGACACAGCAAAAGAAAUGGAGAUGUGUCCUUAUGUAGGUAGAGAAAUCAAGUGUUCAGACAAAUUGCUCAGGGAGCUCCAGGAUGCCCAGAACGAGCGUCUGAGCACCAGACCCCCUCCAAAUAUGAUCUGUCUCUUGGGUCCCUCGUACAGAGAAAUGCAUCUCGCUGAACAAGUGACCAAUAAUCUUAAAGAACUUGCACAGCAAGUAACUCCAGGUGACAUUGUAAGCAUGUAUGGAAUUCGAAAAGCAAUGGGGAUUUCCAUUCCUUCCCCCAUCGUAGAAAACAACUUUGUAGAUUUAACAGAAGAUUUUGAAGAACCUAAAAAGACUGAUAUUGCUGAAUGUGGACCUGGUGGGAUUUGAAGCUAACUGGUAUUUGAUUAUAUAUUAUUUACAUAUUUUUUUCAUUCUUAACUUAGAAAUGCUUUUCAGAAGAUAUUAAAUAUUUGUAAAUUGUGUUUUUAAUUAAACUUUGGAACAAUUAAUUUUAAUGUUCCAGAGAUUGGACUUCUUUAUUAGGUAAUAAAGCUGAACGGGGGACUCUGAGUGUUAUGCAUAUCAACUAAGUUACCCCUGGACCUUUCCCUGGGGCUGAAUCUGAGGAUGAAGAGAUAGAGAGCAAGCUCAGAAAAUAAAACAGCAUUUUCUUUGAUUGUUCAUUAAAAGAAGCAAAUCCCCCAAAUAAUUUAAAUCCCUCAUUUUUAGUACUCCCCAUUAAAGAAACUAUAACGGAAUAAUUCCUCUUAUCAGAUCUCAUCUUGAUGAUUUAUUCAAAAAGUGCUCAUGUUUAUCCCUGUGUCUCCCAGACAGAAUCAUAAUUAAACUUUUUAAAAAUAG